AUGGCCAAAAUCCCCACCACCCAAGUCUUCCAAAAGGGCUCCGUCUGGAUGUACUCACCUUCCCUGCCACCCGCCAUCCUCUUUCUGAUCCUCUAUUUCUUCGCCUGUCUCUACAUCACCUACCUCACCUUUUACCGGUACAAGACCUGGUACAUGACCGUCUUCCCUCUUGGUGCUUUGCUGGAAGUGGCAGGCUACGCGGUGAGGAUAUACUCGGUCAAGAACCAGGGGAACAUUGUACGCCCCCCUCCUAGAGACCCCCUUCCUACCCCCGAACACAGCCCAACCCUCCCUCUCAACCCCACUCAUCCCUUCUUCUUGUCUCUAAUUUCUAACCCAAAAAAGGCCGCCUUCAUAGCAACCCUCACCCUCCACGUCCUCGCCCCCCUCCUCUUUGCCGCAGGGAACUACCUCCUCCUCGGCCGGCUGAUCUCUCACUCCCUCCCCACCCGGCACACCCUCCUCAAGAUCCCCACCCGCUUCAUAACCCGCCUCUUCGUCGGGUUCGACAUCCUCGCCGCUGCGAUCCAGGGGUCUGGGACCUCCAUCGCCGCGUCGGCGAACUGGACUGGACUGAAGGCACUAUCGGGAGUUGACGUGCUUGUUGCUGGGCUGGCGGUGCAGGUUGCGGGAGUGGGGGUUUUUCUUUUGGUUCUGGGGAGGUUUACUUUUCUGGUGAAACAGCUGGGGAGCAAGGGGGGAGGUUGGGGGGGGUUGCUGGUGGCGGUUUGGGUGUCGAGUGGGUUGAUUUUCGUGAGUACUUCAAUUGACUGGAGACGGUUGGUUGGGGAAAGGGAGGGAGGGUGCUAA
Molecule: messenger RNA, 810 nt
Organism: Podospora anserina S mat+
Lineage: Eukaryota; Fungi; Ascomycota; Sordariomycetes; Sordariales; Podosporaceae
Exons: 1
Coding region: 1-810 (269 amino acids)
Cellular component (GO): membrane
Source: RefSeq, a predicted model, not a curated record